AAGAGCGUGCCCAUUUAACGAAGAAAGAGUUCAUUCUAAGAAACUGAGAUAUUUCUUAUCGUUGCCUGUGCAUUCAAAUUUCAAAUCAUUCUUGCUUUUAUUUUACUCGAGAAAUUCAUUUCGUUAGUGCGUCUUUCGGACAGAAGAAUAUCAGGUUACAAAGAAGAAAUGGGUGCAUUGGAUCAUCUCUCUAACAUCUUUGAUUGCUCCAGUGGCCAUUCCAAGCUCAAGAAACGCAGACAACUGCAGACAGUGGAGAUAAAAGUGAAAAUAGAUUGUGAAGGAUGUGAGAGGAAGGUGCGACGGUCUGUUGAGGGAAUGAAAGGUGUGACCUCAGUUCAGGUGGAGCCAAAGCAAAGCAAGCUCACGGUCAUUGGCUAUGUAGAUCCCGAGAAGGUUGUGGCUCGUGUGGCUUAUCGCACAGGCAAGAAGGUCGAGCUUUGGCCCUAUAUCCCAUAUGAUGUUGUUGAACAUCCUUAUGCACCUGGUGUCUAUGAUAAAAAAGCCCCUGCUGGGUACGUGCGGAAUAUUCAGGACCCUCAAGUUUCACAACUUGCUCGUGCGAGCUCGACGGAAGUUCGUUACACCACCGCUUUCAGUGAUGAAAAUCCAACUGCAUGUGUUGUCAUGUGAUCUUAGUGUAUCAUCAUGUAUGAUAUAAAGUAGGGGAUCUUUGUUAAGCAUAUCUUAGUUUUUUAUUUACCAUGGCUUUUGUUUGCAAAUUUAAAACAAUAGACAAAAUAUGUUUGCUCAAAGAGUGAUAUUUCUGUUUUGAUAUAUAAAUGAAAUUUUGUCAUGUAAGGUUGAAAUA
Molecule: messenger RNA, 811 nt
Organism: Olea europaea var. sylvestris
Lineage: Eukaryota; Viridiplantae; Streptophyta; Magnoliopsida; Lamiales; Oleaceae
Product: heavy metal-associated isoprenylated plant protein 26-like
Exons: 2
Coding region: 169-633 (154 amino acids)
Molecular function (GO): metal ion binding
Source: RefSeq, a predicted model, not a curated record